UGCAGUGAUGGGAAGCAAAGUCAUCUACUUCGAUAAAGGAUGGAGCUCUCUGCAGGAGGGGAUCACGAAGCUGACGAAGAUUCUCGAAGGAGCUACCGGCGGCAGUUGUCACUUCAGUCCCGACGAGUACAUGGCCAUCUACUCCACCAUCUACGACAUGUGCACUCAGAACUCCCCCAAUUACUCGCAGCAGCUCUACGACAAGUACGGCGCGUCGUUGAAGGACUACGCCGCCGCGGCGGUGCUGCCGGCGAUUGCGGGGAAGCACGGCGAGUUUAUGCUGAGGGAUUUCGUGCGGCGGUGGGGGAAUCACAAGGUCAUGGUGAGGUGGAUGUCUCAUUUCUUUAGUUAUCUUGAUAUGUGGUUCGUGGCGUCGAGGAGUUUGAAGAAGCUGAGGGUGGUUGGGCUGGUUGUGUUUCGGGAUUGCGUUUUCGAGAAGGUGAAGAGGAAUGUGGUGAGUUGUUUGGUUAUGCUUGUUGAUAGGGAGCGCGAGGGGGAGCAGAUUGAUAGGGGGCUGGUGAAGAAUGUGGUGGAUGCUUUUGUGGAGGUUGGGAUGGGGGAGAUGGGGGUUUACGAGGAGGAUUUCGAGGCGGUGAUGGUGGCGAGUAGCGGGGAGUAUUACUCGCGCAAGGCGGCGAGUUGGAUUGUGGAGGACUCAAGUCCCGGGUACAUGGUGAAGGCAGAGGAGUGUUUGAGGAAGGAGAAGGAGAGGGCUUCGGUUUAUAUGCAUUCGAGCAGCGAGGAGAGGCUGGUGGAGAGCGUGGAGCAUGAGCUGCUGGUGGUUCGUGCGAGGGAGCUGAUUGAUAUGGAGGAUUCUGGAUGUCGUGCUUUACUUUGUGGUGAUAAGUUGGAGGAUUUGAGUAGGAUGUUUAGGCUUUACCGUAAUAUACCUCAGGGGUUGGAGCGGAUGGGGAAUGUGUUUAGACAAUAUGUGACGGAUGAAGGUAAGGCCUUGGUUCAGCAGGCGGAAGAUGCUGCGGGUAGGGAGCAGGGUUCGAGAGGAGGUGGGGGCGAAGUGGGACUGACCCUUGUCAGGAGAAUAUUGGAGCUUCAUGAUAAGUAUUCGGCGUAUGCCAAUAGUUGCUUUAUGAACCACUCGGUAUUUCAUAAGGCUUUGAAGGAGGCCUUUGAUGUCUUUUGCAAUAAAUAUGUUGCUGGGAGUUCAAGUGCUGAAAUACUUGCUGGAUACUGUGAUAAUUUACUCAGGAAGGGGAGUAGUGAAAAGUUGAGUGAUGAAGCUAUUGAGGAAACUCUUGAGAAGGUUGCUAAGCUGCUUCCUUAUUAUGAUGAGAAAGACCUUUUAGCAGGAUUCUGUAGGAGAAAGCUUGCUCGUCGCUUGCUAUUUGAUCGGAGUGCCAGCGAAGACCAUGAGCAAAGUUUUUUAACCAAGCUGAAACAGCAAGGUGGAGGGCUCACCUCAAGGAUGGAAAUAAUGAUCCAAGAUAUGACAAUGGUGAAGGAAAAGCAGACUAAAUUCGAACAAUAUCUUGGAACCAACCUAAAUUUUAAACCUGGUAUCGCAUUUUCAGUCACUGUUCUUAGAACUGGUUGCUGGCCAAGUUACAAAUCAUCUGCUAUUAACCUUCCCGGUGAGAUGGUCAAAUGCGUUGAAAUGUUCAAACAAUUCUUCAGUUCAGAAAAGAAAGACAGUAAAUUGUCAUGGAUAUACUCAUUGGGCACUUGCAACCUUGUUGGGAAGUUUGAACCAAAACCCCUUGAAUUGGUUGUAUCAACCUAUCAAGCAGCUCUGCUGCUUCUAUUCAAUCAUUCUGAUAGAUUAACCUUCUCAGAAAUAUCAACUCAGCUAAAUCUCAGCAAUGAGGAUGUGGAUAGAUUGCUUACUUCACUGUCAUGUGCCAAGUACAAGAUUCUCGUUAAGGAGCCAAAUACCAAGACUGUUAAGCCAGAGGACAGCUUUGUGUUCAACUCGAAGUUUACUGACAGGAUGAGGAAAAUUAAGAUUCCUCUCCCACCAAUGGUUGAUGAAAAGAAGAAGGUUACUGAAGAUGUUGAGAAAGAACGGAAGUAUGUUAUUGAUGCUGCACUUGUUAGGAUAAUGAAGAGUCGAAAAGUUUUGGGUCAUCAAAAAUUAAUCAUGGAGUGUGUUGAGAUGCUGCAGCCCAUAUUCAGGCCGGAUGUCAAAGCAAUUAAAAAGCGCAUUGAAAAUCUAAUUGCCGGCGAGUACCUGGAGAGGGACAAGGAAGACUCCAGUAUUUUCAAGUAUCUAGCCUGACUUAAGGUACAUUUGGGUCUUCAUAGAUCUCUAACGGAACAUGAUGUGCAUUUUGUGCAUUUUGU
Messenger RNA from Argentina anserina (silverweed cinquefoil), 2298 nucleotides. Its product is annotated as cullin-1-like. Gene Ontology annotation, cellular component: cullin-RING ubiquitin ligase complex. The transcript has 2 exons. Gene Ontology annotation, molecular function: ubiquitin protein ligase binding. The coding region runs from base 8 to 2233 and encodes 741 amino acids. The record is from RefSeq and is a predicted model, not a curated record. NCBI's taxonomy places the organism in Eukaryota, Viridiplantae, Streptophyta, Magnoliopsida, Rosales, Rosaceae. Gene Ontology annotation, biological process: protein ubiquitination; ubiquitin-dependent protein catabolic process.